CAUGCACACAAUCACACAAUCACUUCUACACACUCACUCUCAGUCCUGUAAGUCGCUCAAGUCAGUGCUCCUUCCUGUUUUACACUAGUACGUCUUCUCUCGUGCCGUGUUUGCAUAGACUGGGCUGAGGAGGAAGUCCAGAAAAAAGUUUGCCCAGGAAGAGGCACAAUACUCUUAGAGAGGAAGAGAGGACCCACAAGGAGAUUUUACAAGGACUUUCAGGAGGUUUUUGUAGGUGUUGUGACAUUUGUCCCCAUGCGUGUCUGCCAGACGCCAUGGGGGCUGUGAGGGGUGUUGUUGGGGUUGAAAGCAGAAAAGUACUUUUGAAAGGGGAGGUCUGACACACUCUUUGAAAGCCAACUCGGUGUUUGAGUGUAAGAGAUCCAACCAGACAAACCAGAUUCCUUCUGAUGGAUUUUAGAGGGAAACCCUACCCUGAAGCCUUAGAGACUGCUGAGGAAUAGACGUCACACACAAACACUCUCUCACACUAAUGAGUGGGAGAAGAGGCUAGAAGGAAGAUGGAAGCACUGAGAGAGUCUUUUCUGCAUUUGACUUUUCAGAUGUCAACGUAUAAGAGAGCUACGCUGGAUGAGGAGGACCUGGUGGACUCCACCAGUGACGACAUCUACCCAUCAUCACCCAUGCAGGUGACCCUUAUGCAAGGCCGUGGUCCAACAUGUUGGCCAGACAGGACACAGAGAGAGAGGAGGCUGCUGAUUUUACUGUGUGUUGUGUCUGUGGGCCUGUUCAUAUCUCUCAUCACAAACGGGGUCUUCUACAAACAGAAUGGUGAAAGUCGUUACUGUAAGUCGAGUAUUAGAGCUCACCCGGGCUUGUGCCUAACAGAGCCAUGCAUUACUGUGGCCAGUGCGAUCAUGGGAGCCCUGGACCGAUCCGUCGACCCCUGCCAUGACUUCUACAACUUUGCCUGUGGGGGCUGGAUGAAGAACAACCCCCUCCCUGAGGGCAAGUCCCGCUGGGAACCUUUCAGCAACCUCUGGGAGCACAACAUGCUUGUAAUGAAGCAUUUAUUAGAAAACACAACGAUGAAAGGUUUGAGUAAGGCUGAGGAAAAGGCCCAGCGAUAUUAUCAGGCCUGCAUGAAUGAGCCCAAGAUUGAGGAAUUAGGAGCUAAGCCACUGCAGGAGCUAAUCAGCCAGAUAGGAGGAUGGGCCCUGACCGGACCCUGGGACAAGGACAACUUCCAGGAAGUUUUGCGUAUGGUGUCAGCCAACUAUCGCACCUCGCCUUUCUUCACUGUGUUUGUCAGCACUGACUCCAAAAACUCCAACAGUAACAUCAUCCAGGUGGAUCAGUCCAGCCUGGGACUGCCUUCGCGGGAUUACUACCUCAACAAAACAGCAAAUGAAAAGUAUCUGACGGCAUACCUCAACUUCCUGACGGAGUUAGGGGUUCUCCUGGGUGGCUCCAAGGAGACGUCUCGGACGCUGAUGGAGGAGAUUGUGGACUUUGAAACCACCCUGGCCAACAUCACAGUCCCUCAGGAGGAGAGGAGAGAUGAGGAGCUCAUCUACCAUAAGAUGGAGGCCAAGGAUCUGACAACUCUGGUUCCUGCAGUGGACUGGAUGCCAUACCUCACAGUUGUGUUUGCUCCCGUACAGCUCAACGAGUCAGAGCCGGUGGUUGUUUAUGCCAAAGAAUACCUCCAGAAAGUUUCUGACCUCAUAACUAAAACAAAUAAAAGCCUACUCAACAACUACAUGAUAAUGAAGGUGGUGAGGAAGAUGGUGUCCAUUUUGGACCAACGGUUCCAGAAUGCCGAGCAGCGCUUCUUUGAGGUCAUGUACGGAACCAAGAAGAGCUGCACUCCACGCUGGAAGCUGUGCGUCAGCGACACAGACAGCGCCCUGGGCUUUGCUCUUGGAGCCAUGUUUGUCAAAGCCACCUUUGCUGAGGACAGCAAGGCCAUUGCUGAAGAUAUGGUUGCAGAAAUUAAAUGGGCAUUUGAGGACAGCCUGAAGUAUGUGAGCUGGAUGGACUCAGAGACAAAAAAAGCAGCAAAAGAAAAGGCAGAUGCAAUAUACAACAUGGUCGGAUAUCCAGUGUUCAUCAUGAACAGCACAAAGCUGGACAAAGUGUUCAAUGAUUUUGAGGUGGUAUCAGAACUUUACUUCCAAAAUGUCAUGCAGUACUACAGCUUCUCAGCCAGAGUGACUGCGGACCAGCUGAGGAAAACUCCCAACAGAAACCAGUGGAGCAUGACCCCUCCAACCGUGAAUGCAUAUUACAACCCAACCAAGAAUGAGAUGGUUCUGCCAGCGGGAAUUCUUCAGGCUCCAUUUUAUAGUCGUUCCUGGCCUAAAGCUCUUAACUUUGGUGGAAUUGGAGUAGUCAUGGGCCAUGAACUGACUCAUGCUUUUGAUGACCAAGGGAGGGAAUACGACAAGGAUGGAAACCUGCGUCCGUGGUGGAAGAACUCUUCUGUGGAGGCCUUCAAGAAGCAGGCCCAGUGCAUGGUGGAGCAGUACGGAAAUUACAGCAUCAACAAGGAGCCACUGAAUGGAAGACACACCCUGGGAGAGAACAUUGCUGACAACGGUGGACUCAAGGCCGCCUACAAGGCUUAUGUGGACUGGAUCAAAAAGAACGGCGAGGAGGCCAUACUGCCUGCACUGGGAAUGACGAACCAUCAGCUGUUUUUUGUAGGAUUUGCCCAGGUAUGGUGUUCUGUCAGGACACCCGAAAGCUCACAUGAGGGCGUAAUCACAGAUCCUCACAGUCCGUCAAGAUAUAGAGUUAUCGGCACCAUCUCCAACUCACGUGAAUUCUCAGAGCACUUUGGCUGCAAAGUGGAUGCUCCCAUGAACCCUAAACAUAAGUGUGAGCUUUGGUGAUGCCUCAUUGCUCAGUGCUGUUCAGUGCUGUAUCAGCAAGGAGUGAAAUGGACGUUGGGGAAAAUAGCUUGAGAUACUGACAAAGUCUCUCUGGAUGGGGAACGCAAGAACCACUGAAACUCCUACUGCCUUGCCACUUGAUGCUUAUAGGACAAAAUGUGCCUGCUCCUGACGGAGGACUGCAAUCUUCAGUGCUUCUCCACAAGGACUGUUGAUUUAGCAAACAAGCUUUCCCCAACUUCUGAAGUUAAAUGUAGCUAUAAAUGUGCUUUUUAAACACUGGAAACCCAACAAAUGGUUGCAAAAAAUGGGGGAACCACUCUCAAAUUUUGUAAACUGCUUGUUUGUCAGAUAAAGUGAUAAAUAAGCAAUGUGACGUUUCUUUUUCUUGUAACUCUUCACUGUGCUUGGAUCUGCUCCAGUUUACUUUUAUUGUUUUUUAUUUAUGGUCACAAUUUUUUAUUUGAUAAUUAGCCAGGGACCUGCAAGAUUUUUAACCUGAUGGAAGAUGAAAAUUUGGGUAAUGUGGACAAUUUUAAAGCCGUUUAUUAAGAUUUUUUUUAUAUAUAUAUAUAUAUAUUUGUCUUUGAACCGUUGCAAUUUUCAGAAACAUUUGGUGUACAAUCUGGUCAAACUGUUAUAUUUUAUAGAUGUAUUGACGUUAUAUUUGUGUUUUAAAAAUAUUUUUUUAACCUGAGGUCAAGAUAGCAGCGUCCCAUUGCUGGCAUUUCUCUUCUGUAAUGGAAGACCAAUAGAAAUCAAAAACAAAAUGAAGGAAUUAAGAAAUUCAGAGCAAUAAAUUGAAGCAUCACCUAUUUUUUCAUUCAGAACUUGGUCAUAUAGGCUAAGCUAUGAUGUGUCAUACCUAUUUUUAUGAGUAAGAGUUUGUCACAAAUUAUUUUGUAUAGUAAAACCAGUUUUAAAACA
This is a messenger RNA of Siniperca chuatsi (mandarin fish), 3785 nucleotides long. RefSeq names its product endothelin converting enzyme 1 (gene ece1). The record is from RefSeq and is a predicted model, not a curated record. The coding region runs from base 522 to 2858 and encodes 778 amino acids. Gene Ontology annotation, cellular component: plasma membrane. Gene Ontology annotation, biological process: peptide hormone processing. Gene Ontology annotation, molecular function: metalloendopeptidase activity. NCBI's taxonomy places the organism in Eukaryota, Metazoa, Chordata, Actinopteri, Centrarchiformes, Sinipercidae. The transcript is spliced from 19 exons.